CAGGGCGGAGCUUGCUUCUCGUCCUCGAUCCUCACGGAGAGGCCCUGACGUGUUGCCAUGGCCGAAGGAGCGGCAGCGGCGGCGUGCUUCAGCGAGGAUGAUUUUUACUGUCCGGUUUGCCAGGAGGUGUUCAAAACGCCCGUGAGGACUGCGAACUGCCAGCACGUGUUUUGCAGGAAGUGCUUCUUGACAGCUAUCAGAGAAAGUGGAACACAUUGUCCUCUCUGCCGGGGGAGCGUGACUAAAAAAGAAAGAACAUAUCCCAAAAGGGCUCUAGAUGUUGAAAACAGUAUGAAGAAAGCUUCUGGGGGCUGUAGAUGCUGUGAGAAGCAGGUUAGAUUUUCGUGGAUGAGACAGCAUUAUAAAACGUGUAAGAAGUAUCAGGAUGAAUAUGGUGUUUCUUCUGUUAUCCCAAACUUACAGAUUUCCCAAGAUUCAACAGGGAACAGUAGCAGGAGUGAUGCAAUAUCUGGUAAUGGAGAGAUGGCCAAUAAUCAAAUCCUUCAAGGAGAAACAAGUGGACACCCAACCUUCAAAUGCCCUCUGUGUCAGGAAGCCAAUUUUACCAGACAACGUUUGCUGGAUCACUGUAACAACAGACAUCUUUACCACAUAGUUCCUGUAAUCUGUCCCAUUUGUGUAUCUCUUCCUUGGGCAGACACUAACCAGGUUACUAGAAAUCUUGUUAGCCAUCUUAACCUAAGACACCGGUUUGACUAUGGAGAAUUUGUGAAUCUUCAGCUCGAUGAAGAAGCCCAAUACCAAAAUGCAGUUCAAGAAUCCUGUCAUGUGAACUUUUAAGGUGUAGCCCCCCUUCAUCUUACUGAUUACCUGAGAGAAAAGUUGCAUUAAUUGUGGUGGUGAUCUGAAGUGUCUGUUGAUAGAAUUGUAUUCAGCGACCACUUUGCAGGCUUACCUUCUCUCUGUUCUCCUAAGGACUUUUCAUAAAUGAUUUUGCUGAAACUCAAACUUGACAUCUUUACCGAGAUCUCUCCCAGUGGAACUGGGGACCUUUUUGGAACAUCUCACUGUUGUCUUGGCAGACUUAACUUUUACUACUCUGUAAUUAUACUGUUUCUUUUAUUAAUCAUGUUUUAAUUCACCGAAACCAGCUUGGAAAGUAUCUUUAGAAAGACAUGCAGAGACGCUCUGUUGCACUGUUGAGUUCCUUUAAGUUCAGCUGUCAUCUGCAAAGAUACCUCUGAAAGGAUGGUAGUUUUUUUUUCCUCCUCCUGCUUAAGGACAAAGUUUUGUUUGUUGUGAUUUGGUUUUUACCUUUACAGUCGCAUGCGUGAAAAUAACAACUUCAGAAACAAAACUCUGUUUUUUAUAGAUCAGCCUGCAGAGCAGGGGUUGUUUCUUUUCAUUUUACAUUAAGCAAGAACAAUGCUAUUGCCUAGCAGUAAUUACAUCUAUUUUUCCCCCCUUUGGAGCAUAACUGAAAUAGGAGGCUUGCUUGCCUAAAGGGAUGGGUGAGGAUCUUUCCCUGUGCUCCCAACUACUAAAGAAGAUGAGAUAUAUUCUGAGCAAUCCGAGAUGACAUGCUAAAGGGAUGCUUUUUUUCUCUGUGUUUUUCCUUUUAUUGGAGCUUUUUGAGAACUUCUGUUCUUGCACUUGGAAUUCAAGUUUCCAUCUGUCCUGUUUUUCCUGGAAGGCUGGCUAACUAGAGAACUAAUUGGUUUCAAAUCUACUGACACUCAGAAACGAACUUAUUUUGUAAGACUGUUGAUAAACUUGGACAUCUCCUGCAUCCAAAGGCUUGAAAAAAAACACCUGAGAAUAAAAGCUUGCUCUGAAAUAGUUGCCAACAUAUUCUAAGAGUUUCUAUUCUAGAUUUCAACGUGCCCAGCAAGACCAUCAUUAAAACCAGAGAAAACAGAGCAAUAAUGCAGUUUGACUUGAAAUAGAAAAUGUGUGUAAAAAAACUGUAAGUGUUUUUUAAUUUAAAUACUAAUGGAGAUGAGCUGCCUGGCUUGUCCAUUGCACAGCAGUGGAUAAAGCUGCACAGCUUACAUUUUAGAGGUUUAAACAGAGAUUGUUCUGAAUGUAUACAGUUUAGGACUUCAUCAAAUGUCACCCAUCUCUCAUUGCCAGAUGCUGUUCUUACUGGGUCUUGCAUACACGGUGGAAAACAUUUCCAGUAAUUUUACAGGCCUGCUUGGUGAUUUGUGUGUAAUAACAUCAGUUGUGCAGCUGAAGUGCAAUCUACUUCUUCUGCCCAUUUCCUCUCCAAAGAGAAGUUUUUCUUUAAAUACUGGGAUAUUCCAUAUCCCCAAACUGGUGAGGUUGAAGUGCCUCAUUCUGCAGUGCAAUGGGAGUCAGAACUGAACCUUGGUUCUGCACGUCAAGUGUCAGAACUACACCACUCUACACUGUAACUUGACAUUUCUAUCUUGUGUUUUAUUAAGAGUAUAAAACAUGACUGAAGGCCCAGCUGGCUGAAAUACAGAACAAGUUGGCUAUUUCAGAAAUGUUGAAAGAUUUUAUCCUUUUUCUAUCAACUUCACAACUUGCAUUUUGUUCCUGGCUAAACGCAGCAUUUUAACAACAGGCCAUGCUUUCAUCUUGUACUCCAGCUUCCCUCUCUGCCCUCAGAUUUUGUCUCUGUAUUCUCACUCAUGUGUUAGCCAUAGUGCUUGUGUGACCACAAACUGAUUGGUGUGGUUCACUGAUCCAGCUGAAAAGCUUGUUUGGAUUUUUACUUUUGCUCUAUAAAGCCAACUAUGAAAUGGUGCCCUUAGAAAGAAUUCCAAGGUAGCCUGAUGCUAAAGUUUUAGCCUAUUGAACUAAAACCACAUACCAUGGUGACUUUCUGACUGCAUUACCUUUCCUAAAGGAUUUAAUAGCUAGAUGUGAGUUUAGUUAACUUUUUUUCUAGAUUCAAUAAAAUAUUUGUAUGAUCUGGCAAUAAAUGCUUACAGCCAAUACAGAUUCAAAACACCUCAUGGACACUGGAAGUAGUUCUUUCUAUUACUUGAACCUAUCUAUCUUGAGAAUUGCAAAUGAAAUGACAUCUCUUUUAAAACUCUGGGAAACAAAAUUUUCUAUAGCAAUAAUUAGUCAUCACUUGAUGUGUAGUUGCUGAGCAUUUUAGACCUGUCUAAAUGUUGGGAGACUUGAAUACACGUUUUAAAGCAACAAAUGUGUAUGAAUGCAAUAUCAAAAAAAAACCCCAAACAACCACAAACCAUUGCAAAAUGUUUAUCCUCUUUAUUUCCACAUGUUAAAAUCUGUAUUGGCAGGUGCUGCCUUGCUUAAGAUUUUCUACUUUUCAUACAAAACUUUUGCAUCCAAUGCAUUCAGGAGGUGAGCGUUGACUGAAAAGGAAACAUUCUGUUUAAAGCUGCUGCUGCUGGUCAUGAUCUUUCUCACUGAAGCUGAGACAUGCACAACAAGCUGUGUACUUGUGGUGGGUGAUGCUUGUACUGGAGAGGUGCAAUCACCACCAGGGGAUGGCUAUUCAACUGUCUUUUCGUGUUCAUGUUGCAUUGUGUUUGGUUUCAAUGUUAUGUUUGAAUUGUACCUUCUAUUU
Messenger RNA from Indicator indicator, 3532 nucleotides. It is a transcript of the gene RNF138, whose product is annotated as ring finger protein 138. The record is from RefSeq and is a predicted model, not a curated record. The transcript is spliced from 7 exons. Bases 58 to 801 code for a protein of 247 amino acids. NCBI's taxonomy places the organism in Eukaryota, Metazoa, Chordata, Aves, Piciformes, Indicatoridae.